UCUCUCUCUCUCUCUCUCUCUCUCGUUCUUCGUCGGGACUCUCUCGCGAUCGAUCUCCUCGUUUCUCCGAAUAAGAACUUCUACCGACUCAAAACUCGAAUUAGGAAUUAGGAUUAUAUUUCUGAAUUUCUCCUGAAAUUUUCGAUCCGUUUAUCGGAAGGGGACAACCCGUUUUGGUUGUUUGGUUUGAAAUUGUUUCGCCAGGUAGUUUGUUUUUGUAUGUGCAGGUUUCUUGUAAUUUUUAACCUGAAAAAUGUCUGAGUUCCAAGCGGAGGACAAUGAGUACAUGGAAGAUGUAGAUGAUGAUAUGGAAGAUAUAGACGAUGAUAUGGAUGAGGAGUUCCGUGGUGAUGAUAUGGGUUCAGACUCUGACGUUGACGAAUAUGACUUCUCAAACAAUAAAAUAGCAGAUACAACUGCAGAGCAAGCUCGAAAAGGAAAAGAUAUUCAAGGAAUUCCUUGGGAGAGCCUUAGUAUUACUAGGGAAAAGUACAGGCAAACUAGACUAGAACAGUACAAGAAUUAUGAAAAUGUCCCCGAAUCAGCGGAAUCCUCGGGAAAAGAUUGUAAGGUCACUCAAAAAGGGGGCUUUUUCUAUGAGUUCUGGCGGAAUUCAAGAUCUAUUAAAUCAACUAUUCUUCAUUUCCAGUUGAGGAAUUUGGUUUGGGCGACUUCAAAGCACGAUGUCUACCUUAUGUCACAUUUUCAGGUCAUGCAUUAUAAUUCUAUAACAUGUGCAAAGGCUGAAGUUCUCAAUGUCUCAGGUCACGUUGCACCGUCUGAGAAACAUCCAGGAAGUUUGCUGGAAGGAUUUACACAGACUCAAGUUAGUACACUUGCAGUGAAAGAUAGAUUUCUAGUUGCUGGUGGAUUUCAAGGAGAACUUAUUUGCAAGCAUCUCGAUAGACCCGGUGUCAGCUUUUGCUCACGUACAACUUAUGAUGAUAAUGCUAUCACCAAUGCCGUUGAGAUAUAUUUCAAACCGAGUGGUGCACUUCAUUUCACUGCCUCAAAUAAUGACUCUGGAGUGAGAGACUUUGAUAUGGAGAAGUACCAGCUUGUUAAUCAUUUUCGUUUCCCUUGGCCAGUGAAUCAUACGUCUUUGAGUCCUGACGGUAAACUACUGACUAUCGUGGGAGACAACCCGGAGGGCCUUUUGGUGGACUCCAACACAGGAAAGACUGUAGCAAUGUUAAAAGGGCACUUGGACUAUUCGUUUGCAUCGGCGUGGAAUCCAGACGGUCUCACCUUCUCGACAGGAAACCAGGACAAGACCUGCAGGGUAUGGGACAUCCGUAAGCUGUCUGAAUCCGUCGCUGUCCUGAGGGGAAACCUAGGAGCGAUCCGGUCCAUCCGCUACACGUCAGAUGGAAAAUACAUGGCGAUGGCCGAGCCGGCAGACUUUGUGCACGUGUACGAUGUGAGAAACGGGUACGAGACAGAGCAGGAGAUAGACUUCUUCGGGGAGAUAUCGGGGAUAUCGUUCAGUCCGGACACAGAGAAGCUCUUUGUCGGGGUAUGGGACCGUACGUACGGAAGCCUAAUGGAGUACAGCCGGGUACGGAACUACUCGUACCUUGAUUCAUUUCUUUGAGGACAGAGAGAAGUCGAAAAUAAAACAAGACUUUACAUAGAGAGACCGUUCUUGGCACCGUUUUCACUAACACAAGCGAAGAAGAAGAAGAAGAAGAAGAAGAAGCUUUAGUAUUAUAAUGGAUGUCUUCUUCUUAGGUGUAAAUGUGGGUGGUGGUGUGCAAAAUGUUUGGAUGUUGUCACAGUGUCGCUUAGUUAUAUUGUUCAUCUUUCGUCUUUUUAAUUUUUUUUAAUCGAUGUAUAGAAGGGCGGGUGGCUCAUUUGUUGUCUGUGUUAUUGUGGGGAGUGGGACUUCUUGUGUCUUUUGCUUGAAUUUAGGGUUUUGGGUUUUUGUGGGUUGUCUGUCGGUGUUUUCGAUUGCAGAAUUUGGGUUUUCCAUUAUCCAAUAAAUUCAUCUUCGAUGA
Tarenaya hassleriana is the source of this 1997-nucleotide messenger RNA. RefSeq lists its product as uncharacterized. Gene Ontology annotation, molecular function: protein binding. Lineage: Eukaryota; Viridiplantae; Streptophyta; Magnoliopsida; Brassicales; Cleomaceae. The record is from RefSeq and is a predicted model, not a curated record. The transcript is spliced from 10 exons. The coding region runs from base 254 to 1594 and encodes 446 amino acids.